Molecule: messenger RNA, 1710 nt
Organism: Schistocerca piceifrons (Central American locust)
Lineage: Eukaryota; Metazoa; Arthropoda; Insecta; Orthoptera; Acrididae
Product: sphingomyelin phosphodiesterase-like
Exons: 11
Coding region: 1-1710 (569 amino acids)
Biological process (GO): ceramide biosynthetic process; sphingomyelin catabolic process
Cellular component (GO): lysosome
Molecular function (GO): acid sphingomyelin phosphodiesterase activity
Source: RefSeq, a predicted model, not a curated record
AUGGGUGAGGGGAGGAGCUGCCUUCUGCCGCUGCUGGCGCUGCUGUUGGCCGCCGUCCCCGGGGCCGUCGCUUCAGAACCAUGGAGGCACAAAGCUUUAACAGAGAUGUUUAUGAGUGGGCUGGAGACAUUUCAUUCAUCAGGAGUGAAGCCACCUCACUUUCAAGAGGCAUUGCAUCAUCUCGCCCUGACAAAUAAGAUUGAUUCAGAAUAUCUUUCAGAUCUGAGCCAAAAGGAUAUAAUGGUGUACAUAAUUGAUAACACCCCAACUCUCACAGCAAAGCAGAUAUGUAGUGUUCUUCUGCAGGACUUGAAUUGUCCAGAGAAUGAUCCACCAUAUGAAUGGACAGUUGAUAUUGAUCUGGGUCAGAAACCACAGUACGUUCCACCAUCAGAUCCAGCGGAGGUUGAGCUUCUCACAGUGCUACAUAUAACAGAUACUCAUCAUGAUCCAAAGUACUCACCUGGUAGCAUUGCAACAUGUGGAGCACCGGCAUGCUGCCGCAUUGAUCAGGGUCAAGCACCGGAUGAAGCAUCUGCUGCUGGUUACUGGGGUGACUACAGGAAAUGUGACAUACCCUGGUAUGGUGUGGUGUCUAUGCUUACAAAUGCUGUCACUUAUAAUCCUUGCAACCAAUCUGUUGAUUAUGUUUACUUUACUGGUGAUGUAAUUGACCAUGGAGUGUGGGAGACAAGUAAAGAAAGGAAUAAUGAGUCAUUCCAGCUUUUUUAUCCAACACUGAAACAAGCAUUCGAUGAUGCACCUGUUUUUCCAGCAGUUGGCAAUCAUGAUGCACAUCCUCAGAACCAGUAUGCACCUGAUGAUGUAACAGAUGAAGCCGUGUCCACUAAAUGGCUGUAUGAAACAAUGGCAAACCUGUGGCAGACAUGGCUACCAGCUGAAAUAGUGCCAACUGUUACAAAGGGUGGAUAUUAUACAACCCUUGUGAGGCCAGGUCUUCGGAUCAUAUCUCUCAACAACAAUGUGUGCUAUAAAUACAACUGGUGGAUUCAUUACAAGCCUGCAGAUCCAUAUGGGCAGCUAAAGUGGUUAGCAGAAACAUUACUUGCAGCUGAAGCAGCAGGAGAAAAAGUACACAUUCUUGGCCACAUACCAUCAGGAGAUAGUAACUGCUAUUCAACAUGGUCAAGAGAAUACAACAGAAUAGUUGAUCGAUUUGAGUAUACCAUUGCAGCUGUAUUCAAUGGACACACACACAGAGACAGGUUUCAGCUGCACUAUGCUUCUGAUGAUCCAUCAAGGGCCAGCAUUGUUGCUUACAAUGGAGGAAGUCUUGUGACAUACUAUGAUGUAAAUCCAAAUUACAAAGUAUACAAAGUAGAUGGAAAUACAGGAGCUGUUGUGGAUUACACUACUUGGAUGUUUAAUCUUACUGAAGCCAACCUUGACCCUGAUAAUGAACCUAACUGGUACAAACUUUACUCCUUCCAAGAAGCUUAUGGUGUAGAGUCUAUGAACUUGACUGAAUUGAACAAAUUAGUCCAUCGAAUGGCCGAGACUCCUGAGAUCAUACAACAAUACUAUGGAUAUUCUGUGAAAGAGGGAGAUCCAAGCUUAGAAUCAGGGUGUGAUGCAGACUGUGAGAGGAGUCAACUAUGUACUAUUGUUACAUCCUAUUUCAGAGACACUACUAAAUGUGAUGAAUUAACAGCAAAUAUGCCUGUAAAAGCAGAAGUUCCAAAUAAGUAA